AUGAACAGCAAGUGCAUGAGCAUUCUCUUGCUCUUUCUGGUAAUCGGUACGAUGUUCCCCAUCGGAAACGGCAAAAAACAUGGCCAUGAUGGCAACUCUGGAAAACCAAACUGGGGGUCCGGCCCGAAGGGCUCACAGAACCAGACCGAGUGCCGUUCUCUUGGUCUCUCCGGCCGUCUGGCCAUCGUCACGGGAGGCGCCAGUGGAAUCGGAAGGAGCGUCUGCAUGGUACUCGCUCGAGAGGGCGCCACCGUCAUCGUGGCGGACAGGAACAGCACGGGCUCCGCUGAAACCAUAGAGAUGCUACAAGCCUCGUACAAGGGCGACCACCGGGCCAUAUACGUGGACGUUUCCAACUCGACCGCCGUCGACCUACUGUUCAAGGACAUCACGUCUUCGUUCCCGACCAGAAAGGUCAGCGUCGUGGUGAACAGCGCCGGCAUCGUGGAAACACCGACGCCAAUAGUAGAAAUGGGAGACACCGCAUUUGACGACACAAUCGCCACUAAUCUAAGGGGAACGUUCCUGAUAAAUCGAGAGUCUGUGCGGCACAUGCUGACAAAUAACGUCACGGACGGCGCCAUUGUCAACAUUGCAAGCAUCAUUGCAAAAACAGGCUUUCCAGGAGUAGCAGCGUACUCAGCAUCCAAGGGUGGCGUCGUCUCUCUGACCAAGGCUGUUGCUCUCGAAGUGGCCAGCAAGGGAAUCCGUGUCAACGCCAUUCUGCCGGGUCCUGUUGACACUCCCAUGCUCGAGAGGUUGCCUGCAAACUUGGUGGCCAUCUUCGUUGAUCAAACUGCCCUCAAGCGCAAGGCACGGCCCGAAGAACUGUCCGAGACAAUUGCGUUCAUGUGCAGCCCGAAAAGUAGCUUCAUGACAGGAGAUGCCGUCGAUGUCACGGGAGGAAUAACUGCGUAA
This is a messenger RNA of Ixodes scapularis (black-legged tick), 918 nucleotides long. RefSeq names its product (3R)-3-hydroxyacyl-CoA dehydrogenase-like. NCBI's taxonomy places the organism in Eukaryota, Metazoa, Arthropoda, Arachnida, Ixodida, Ixodidae. Bases 1 to 918 code for a protein of 305 amino acids. Gene Ontology annotation, molecular function: oxidoreductase activity. The transcript has 4 exons. The record is from RefSeq and is a predicted model, not a curated record.